AUGAAAUGUUUCUGUUUCUAUUUACUGGCUAUUUUGCCAUUUGUAACAACAGUUAAUUCAUUCUCAAACUAUCAAGGAGAUAGUUAUGGAAGUAGUGGUGAUAAUGGAGAUCAUUACAACACCGGUUAUGACUCGAAUAGUGGUGAUAUCUAUGGUAAAGAUAACAUUGGCAAAGUAAACAUUGUUGGGAAGUUUUUUGCAGUCGGUAGAGCUGAUAAAGGAUCAAAAUAUCAACAAGUUACCUCUUUCCAUAAAAGCGGUAGAAAUAAACGAAAGUUUUCAAACUAUGAAACAAAAGGCAGAGUACACAGUUACGGAAAACAAAAUAUAAGGGCUAAAUUCGGUAUUGAAAGUCGAAUAAAGAAAAAUGGAAAAUUUAAGGGUGCUGGAAAACUCAAUGGUUUUUAUAGUGAUAGCUAUUUACCAGCCGAAUAUGGAACAACACCAGCUGAGAGCCUUCUACAGGCAGGUGACUCAUCGUACUCACCAACAGCUUAUGAUUACUAUUAUGGAGAGAAUGGAGAAGAACAAAAUCCAGCUGGAAAUGGGCCAUAUAAUAGCGGUUCAUCCUACUCACCACCAAAUAUUAACUACAAUAAUGGAGGAAACGAGGAAACCCCAGAUGAUAAUAAGCCAUCCAAUGGUGAUUCAUCCUACUCAUCACCAGAUUAUGAUUACAGUAGUGGAACGUAUGAAGCACAAGGUGGAUCAUCCAACGGUGACUCUUAUACAGAACACUAG
Messenger RNA from Heterobilharzia americana, 741 nucleotides. The record is from the annotation of a GenBank genome assembly. Lineage: Eukaryota; Metazoa; Platyhelminthes; Trematoda; Strigeidida; Schistosomatidae.